Messenger RNA from Dentiscutata heterogama, 630 nucleotides. The record is from the annotation of a GenBank genome assembly. NCBI's taxonomy places the organism in Eukaryota, Fungi, Glomeromycota, Glomeromycetes, Diversisporales, Gigasporaceae.
AUGCUAUUUUAUACAGACCCACAGGCACCUCCUCAACCACAAGCUUCACAGGCACCAACGCCAUCGACACCUGCACCAGCUUCAAACUCCACUCAAAUUCCAGCGCCAAGCUCCACCCAAAAUCCAGCAUCAAACUCAACUCCAGCACAAAUUCCAGCGAUUGCUUCAAAACCAACAUUUAUUUUUACAAAUCAACCUCCGUUGUUAGGAAAAAUAGGAUUCAAUGUUACUUUUACUUGGAAAUAUGAUAAUGGCCAAUUCGAUUUUCUAACACAAUCUUUAGUAGCAGUGGCUAUAUAUAAUUACAGUACAAAUAAAAACUGGACAAUUGAUCCAAACAUGUCAACAACUGCUACUAGUGUAACAUGGGACACUUCAACAAUCGUUAAUCCUUCUUUAAUCGAAGGUCCAUAUUUGUUUUCAAUUUAUAAUGGAUCAGAAUAUUUUAAAGGAGGACCUGUUGCACCCUUCGCUCAACUUCCCUUCAAAAUGUAUCAACCUGGUCAAUCGCCACCUUAUCUAGGACCUUCAUUAGGAUCCUCGAUAAAUAUUCCAACUUUAAUAACAUCUGGAAUUUCAUUUUUAACAGUAUUAUUUACUUACAUUCAAUAUAACGGUCAGUUAAUGUAA